Molecule: messenger RNA, 957 nt
Organism: Centruroides sculpturatus (bark scorpion)
Lineage: Eukaryota; Metazoa; Arthropoda; Arachnida; Scorpiones; Buthidae
Exons: 3
Coding region: 1-957 (318 amino acids)
Biological process (GO): neurogenesis
Cellular component (GO): cytosol
Source: RefSeq, a predicted model, not a curated record
AUGGCGGUCCCAGAGGUGCAGAGUCAGGUUUCUUCGAGUGAGAUACUAAUCCAAAAUAAAGAAAACGAAGAAAUUAUUAUAACAGAAGCUGAGUUGAAUAAAGUCUUGAACAGGCAAUUGGAGCAUCACAUUAUAUAUUUUGAAAAUUCGAAAGUACUGUUUAUGCUUUAUCCAAUCGAGACCAUCAAACAAUUCGUUACCUAUGUACGGACGGACGAUCCCGGAUUGUCCUUUAUUAUACACGCUUUCGAUCUGUAUCACCUGAGUUUAAGAUACGGGUUAAAGAAUUUAAGAAAGAAAUGCAGAUCAUUUAUCAUUCGGCAAAUAAAUUUGCGUACCGUCUGUGCAAUUCACGAUUUUGCACUUAAGAUCGGUGAUAUGCUUAUAACUUAUUAUUGCUGGCAAGCUUUCGACGAACACGAAGAAAGCCUAUUUACAACAGACGACUUUAUGUGCUGUAAAAUUGCAACAAUUGAUAGACUGCUAUCUCGAGCGAUAUAUAAAUCUGUCAGUGAAUUGCGUUUACUCGAAGCCGUGUAUUAUUGGAGCAUAGAAGUUCAAAGAAAAUUGGGUGCAUUCAACUUUCAUUCGAUGAAUGAAGAAUCGAAAAGGAAUGCAAUAAGAAAUGUUAUGAAGCCAUUUAUUGGAAAAGUCAGAUUGCUUGCCAUGGAUGAAGACGAAUUGCUAUCUUGUGUUUUUACAAUGAACUUGUUAAGCGAAGUAGAAAGGAGUCAUAUCUGGCAUACUUUUAAGUAUAAUUAUUAUUCCUUGUAUCCCAGUUACUUCAGUCGAGAAACAAAAACAAGAAGCAAAAUAAAUUAUUGUAAUUUGUUCUCGUACAUAAAUCGUGGAGUUCCUUUUAUGGUCGCAAACAGAGAGAUGAAAGAUUACAUAUAUUUUAGCAGCGAAGUAGUUGUGACAGAAAUUGUUACGUCACGACUCUUCGAUUUUCAAUGA